CUUUCUUUAACAGGAAGAAAAAAAAGAUUCAUUCUUUUUUUUUUCCGUCUCUGUUUCAUCGGAUCUCGUUUAAAAUCUCCGCAUCUUCGGUGUUUUCGCCUUUGGUGCCAUUUGAUCGAAACAUGACGAUCCCUAACUCCACAGAUUUCAUGGUUGAAAACGCCGUCUGUGAUUUCCCCUCUACUCCCGAGGAAGAGAGACGCAUCGUCUCGGAGCUCACCACCGAGUCGGAGGAUAAUCUCAAGGAAGGAAACUUGUACUUCGUCAUCUCCAAAAGGUGGUACACAAGCUGGCAGAAGUAUGUUGAGCUACCAACCUCAAGCGAAUGUUCAAGUGUUGGUGAGCUUUCUGAAUCUGCCAGGCCUGGCCCAAUUGAAAACAGUGAUAUUAUCGAGGAUGCGAAGGACACUAGUGAUGAUCCACAACUUCGUAGAUUGCUGGUGGAAGGGGAAGACUACGUUCUUGUUCCUCAACAAGUUUGGAAAAGACUUGCUGAAUGGUAUAGCGGAGGUCCGCCAAUACCAAGGAAGUUGAUCUGUCAAGGGUUUUACAGUAGGAGUUAUAGUGUAGAGGUUUACCCACUCUGCUUAAUGUUGACAGAUGGAAGAGAUAAAAGUAUCACUGUAAUACGGUUGGGAAAACAGGCCACUAUAAGGGACCUUUAUGAGAAGGUUUGUGCUAUGACUGAGGUAUUGCAAGAAAAGGCUCGCAUCUGGGAUUACUUCGGUAAGAGGAAAGGCCAACUAUUGGAUCCUUCGUCUAACAAGAGUCUGGAAGAGUCAAGCCUUCACAUGGACCAAGAUAUUCUUCUUGAAGUUGAUGGGUCCUCGUCAUCUCAAUUUGCUAUGAGCUCGGCAGGGAAUGAGCUAGCUCUGGUACCCCUGGAACCUUCAAGAUCGCUUGUUACAAUUGCUGGUGGUCCAACCCUAUCUAAUGGUCAUUCCACCACGUCUAAGUUUACUCUCUUUCCGAAAAUCUCUUCUGAAGAUGAUGGCUCCGAUUCUUUGAGUAUUCUUGGAAAAGGAGAGAGGGGAGGAUUAGCAGGAUUGAGUAAUUUGGGAAACACCUGUUUUAUGAACAGCGCUCUUCAGUGUUUGGCACACACACCUCCGAUAGUUGAAUACUUCUUGCAAGAUUACAAUGAAGACAUAAAUAGAGACAACCCUUUGGGAAUGUGUGGUGAGCUUGCUAUCGCGUUUGGUGAACUGUUGAAGAAAUUAUGGUCAUCUGGAAGGAAUGCAGUUGCACCGCGGUCUUUUAAGACAAAACUGGCUAGAUUUGCUCCACAGUUUAGUGGCUACAAUCAACAUGAUUCUCAAGAACUGCUUGCUUUCUUAUUAGAUGGGCUACAUGAAGAUUUGAAUAAGGUGAAACGAAAACCAUACAUUGAACUCAAAGAUUCUGACAGUCGUCCGGAUGAUGAGGUUGCUGAAGAGCUUUGGAACUAUCAUAAGGCUCGGAAUGAUUCUGUAAUAGUUAACGUCUGCCAAGGACAAUACAAGUCAACUUUGAUUUGUCCAGUUUGUGGGAAAAUAUCAAUCACUUUUGACCCCUUCAUGUACUUGUCUUUACCUUUGCCAUCAACGCUUACGCGGCAAAUAACAGUUACGGUGUUUUAUUGCGAUGGAAGUCAUCUUCCGAUGCCAUACACUGUAACAGUACCUAAAUAUGGAUCAUGCAGAGAUCUUAUUACUGCGUUAGGUACUGCUUGUUGCUUAACCAAUGACGAGAGCCUUUUACUUGCAGAGGUAUAUGACCACAAGGUCUUUAGAUACUUUGAGAAUCCCCUGGAGUCGGUGAGUUUGAUAAAAGAUGAUGAGCAUAUUGUGGCUUAUCGGAUGAAGCAGAUGCAGAAAGGAUCUGGAAUAGCAAAACUUGAAAUCCUUCAUGGAGGGCAGGAAAGGGCUGUUCUGGAGAGUGUUAAACGCAGAGACGUGAAGCUUUUCGGGACUCCUUUUGUCACUUAUGUCAGCACAGAACCACUGAGUGGAUCUGACGUUGAUGCAGUGAUCUCUGGAUUUCUGUCCCCGCUACACAGGGUUCAAGCUUCAUCUAAGAUUCACAACGGAAGAGAAAAUGGCCACCUUCCUAAUGCUGCUACUGACGAAGCAUCUGGAAGUAUAUCAUCCCCAGAUACUGAGAUAGAUGAUGCAUGUGAUAGAGAGUUAUCCUUCAGGAUCUUUUUGACAGAUGAGCGUGGUUUGGACUUCAAACCACUUAAGUCUGAUUCGUUUCUGAAACCUGGUAUCGUUACAAGGGUUUUAGUAGAAUGGAAUGAGGGUGAGCAUGAAAACUACGAUUCCAGCUACUUAAGUGACCUUCCAGAAGUUCAUAAAACAAGUUUCUCUGCAAAAAAGACACGGCAAGAAGCGAUAUCUCUGUUUUCGUGCUUGGAAGCCUUCUUAGCAGAGGAGCCUUUGGGACCAGAUGACAUGUGGUUUUGUCCGGGAUGCAAAGAACACAGACAAGCGAACAAAAAGCUUGACCUGUGGAAGCUACCAGAUAUUCUCGUGUUCCAUUUAAAAAGGUUCACGUAUAGCAGAUAUCUCAAGAACAAGAUAGAGACGUUUGUGGACUUCCCAAUAAACGAUCUAGACUUGAGCAAGUACGUGAAAAACAAGAAUGGCCAGUCCUACUUAUAUGAGCUGUAUGCAGUGAGUAACCAUUACGGUGGACUUGGUGGUGGCCACUACACUGCCUACGCUAAGUUGAUUGAUGACAACAAAUGGCAUCAUUUUGACGACAGCCACGUUUCAUCUGUAAAUGAAUCUGAGAUCAAAAACUCAGCGGCAUAUGUUCUAUUCUACCGAAGAGUUGGAAGUAAAACAGAGACACAAUCAGCUGAGGUGUUGAUGGGUGAUAUGGAUUAGUCAAGCCUUAACUUACAUAAUGGGCUGCUGCAUUGGUUGAAAGAUGCAUUGGUCAAGUUCACGCUAUCCUUUUUUUUUUAAAUUCAAACUGGUGGGUUCGGUUGAAGAGUUCUGCUUCAGAUUUUAUGAUGUUAUUAUGGCAGAUCUCUGUGGAACGGAGUGUGGGAUUUAGGUUCGGAGAGAUUGUUUAAUUAGAGAACUCUCGAAGCUGAGGGGGUAAUUUUUUGAAAAGGGGACCAAUCAAUGAACAGAUUUAGAGAUAAGAGUUUGUGGAGUAGCCUUUGUCAAAUAUGUAGCACUCCACUAAGAUCUGUAUCUCUUCGGGACUUGGGGAGACGCAUAAAGAAUCUGUUUAAUACUACAAAGUUUACAUUGGAAAAUAUUACUUUGUAGCUUGUGAAGAUCAUAUUGAUGAUACUCUUAUGAGGAAUUUUUCUUUAUUUGAAAUUAUCAAUUAGGAAUGUGAAAAUUAA
This is a messenger RNA of Eruca vesicaria subsp. sativa (arugula), 3343 nucleotides long. The record is from the annotation of a GenBank genome assembly. Lineage: Eukaryota; Viridiplantae; Streptophyta; Magnoliopsida; Brassicales; Brassicaceae.